Messenger RNA from Hevea brasiliensis (rubber tree), 1121 nucleotides. RefSeq names its product protein LURP-one-related 8. The transcript has 2 exons. The coding region runs from base 112 to 753 and encodes 213 amino acids. NCBI's taxonomy places the organism in Eukaryota, Viridiplantae, Streptophyta, Magnoliopsida, Malpighiales, Euphorbiaceae. The record is from RefSeq and is a predicted model, not a curated record.
GCUCUUGACUUCAUCACCAAAACUAUUCAAUAAAAAACUAGAGAGAUUACUCCCUCUCCUCCUCCCUCUUAGGUUGUGAGCCUGGUAACUGUACCGCGUCGAACUCCCAAAAUGACCAAGGUAUACCCUAACAUCGGCGCCACAGUCGUCGCUGCUGAGCAGACGACGCUCAAGUCAUAUGCUAAAUUAGAGGCAUCUGAUGCUGUUGUGUUAACUGUGUGGAAGAAGUCUUUGCUUUUCAACUGCAACGGCUUUACUGUGUUCGAUGCCAAAGGGAACCUCGUUUUUAGAGUUGAUAAUUACAUGGCAGGCUCCCGUAGUAAUGGAGAGAUCGUUCUCAUGGACGGCGGCGGCAAGCCUCUCUUCACCAUCCGCCGCAAGAGGCUGAGCCUGGCGGAUAACUGGCUGGUAUACGACGGAGAAACGGUGGUGAAUCCACUGUUCUCGGUGAAGAAGCACGUGAACAUCCUUAAUAAAAAGUGUUUGGCUCACGUGAGCUCAGGCAGUUGCAGAACUAGUAGCAAUGGAAAGAACGUCGUGUACGAAAUAGAGGGAUCGUACGCCCAAAGGAGCUGCGCGGUGUACGAUGAGAACAGGAGGAGGGUGGCGGAGAUCAAACAGAAGGAGGCAGUGGGUGGUGUGGCUUUUGGAGUCGACGUGUUCCGGCUCAUUAUAGAGCCAAAAAUGGAGACGUCGGUGGCCAUGGCUAUCGUCAUCCUCCUUGAUCAAAUGUUUGGUUCUUCUAGACGCUAACAAAAAUCAAAAUUUCGCUGUCUAUUAGAUACAGAUAUGAAAUAUAUAAGAUCUAGUACAGUAUGAUGGUGAAUAGAUCCUUGCAUUCUUGAGGGUCGCUGUGGGAAUCGAGAAGUUGUAGCAGCAUCUGCUUCGCCACCACCCCCGCAAAGAGACCGUCAAAGGUGCUUUUUACAUGCAAAUCCCCACCCAUUUUUCCUUUUCUUUUUUUUUUUUCUGUUUUUGUAUUUGGAGCUUGGUUUUUUCCUUUUAAAUAAAAAACCAAGUUCCAAGUGGGGAUGUAUAAAUAUUUUAGUAUAUUUUACCAUUGAGGUGUAUAUAUGUUUGUAAACAGCGUGAUUGUAUUAAUGAACUAUCUCCUUAUUCUA